Messenger RNA from Oncorhynchus masou masou (cherry salmon), 4238 nucleotides. RefSeq names its product inhibitory synaptic factor 1-like. The record is from RefSeq and is a predicted model, not a curated record. The coding region runs from base 2733 to 3728 and encodes 331 amino acids. Gene Ontology annotation, cellular component: postsynaptic density. NCBI's taxonomy places the organism in Eukaryota, Metazoa, Chordata, Actinopteri, Salmoniformes, Salmonidae. The transcript is spliced from 3 exons. Gene Ontology annotation, biological process: inhibitory postsynaptic potential.
CAAAGCAAGUUGUGCUGGCAGAAGCCUGAGCCUCACGAUAAACCCUGGCAUCAGCCUGCCUUCAUCCGGCAGUCAGCGAGGACACUUCAGGGCGCAGGGGCAGAGAGACGGGACGGAGAGAGAGUGAGACAGACAGAGAGAGAGUGAGAGAGAGAGAGAGAGAGAGAGAGAGAGAGAGAGAGAGAGAGACAGAUUGGCGUCAGGAGCAGCCUCCAGAGGGCUCUGACUGAUACAGAUCCUCUCCACAGCUCUGUACGCAGAAGCUCUUUCUGCUGUUUCCUGACGCUGGCAGGGUUGAUGAGGAUGGCGAGUGGCUUCUUCUUUUCCACAGCAUCAUCACUGGAGCAACGGUAGCAUCAGCAUCUACAGCAGCAACAGCUUCAGCCUCAGCAUCAUCAUCAGCAGCAGCAGCCGGAUCUAUACUCUGCUGCUGGUCCCUAUUCUUCAGCCGCCUCCUCUCUCUGCUGUCUAAGAGUGCUGCUGUCAGGGCCGUUCCGCCCACCUCCACUUCUGCCUCCUCCUGCCUCCUCCUCCAUCCCGCCUCCUCCUCCACAUCUCCAUCCUCCCACAUGCUCUCCUUCAUUCCUUCCAUUGAGCCACGGCACUGAAUUAAUUCUUCGCCCUCUGACUGGAGCUGCUUUCUCUAGGAAGACAGUAAGUGAUGUAGGGAGAGAGGUAGAUACAAAGAGAACAAGUCGGGGAGUAUAAUAUGUGUGUGUGCGAGCACGUGAGUGUAUGGCUGAAAGAGAGGUGGGUGUCAGUGUGUGUUUUGAUAGAGAGAUUGAGACUGCAAGAGAACUAGCAGGAUGUGUGUGGCUUGGAUGAUCCUCCUGUGCAUUUAAUCAGUCAGUAUCACAGAGGAGCAUAGACUGCAAGCCCUGGACACAGCUACAGCUGCUGAUGUAGAGAGAAGUGCUGCUGAGCCUUGAGAGGAGAAAAGAGAGAGAGGAAGAAAAAAACAACUGCUUUCCUUCUCGUCUCUCCAGGUGUCAUGUGUGAUUGGCCAGCUUGCCCUCUGGCAGUAGCAUCAGCCUGGAUUCCGUGUGUGUCUCGCCCCCCUGCCUGUGCCUGGGCUCCGGCUGUCCCUGGGGAGGCGCUACUGGGAUUUACCUCUUACUGCUGGAUGGAGAUGGGCUUUCUGCCUUUUUGAAAACUGUUCACCAAAGGAGAAAUGCACAGAUACAAAGGAGGAAAUAUAAUGAAUCAAUCAGCAGCACAACCAGGCAGACUGCUGGAUUCCCUUAGCAACAACUCGGGGAGUGAAAGAGAGAAGUGAAUCAUCUCUUCCUAUCUUCUCUGGUGUCUGGUUUCUGGGCACACCCCUGCAGACCAGAGUGGACCAACAGUCGGAUCUGAAAGGGCAGGAUUUGGGACACUGCAUGGGCAGGAAGGACACGCAAGUGACCCUAACGCCAGGGGAAGGACCCUCCUCUUCCUCCUUCUCUUUCACCUCCUCUGGUUCAUCACCAUGUUGGUUUGUCAUUCUUCCCCUGCACGUUCUAUUCAUUAGUCACAUUUUACUCGCUAAGAUGUCCGUUUAUCCUCAAUCUUGCCACCUGGACUAAGCCCUGCCACUGAACAAAAGAUUGGACAUUCUUCACACACACACACACACACACACACACACACACACACACACACACACACACACACACGCACGCACGCACGCACACACACACACACACACACACACACACACACACACACACACACACACACACACACACACACACAUGCACAGAGAGACUCUCACCCCUCCUCCUACCUUCCUUACUCCUCUCUUUGACGAGAAAUGAACAACACAUGUCGGGCAUCAUCUGAACAUAAAAUGGAUGGGUGCAGAAGUUGCUUUUGAUGUGGGCUAUUUCUUUAUUCCUUCAAGAUGAGUUUAUUCUCCCGUCACUUCUAAGAGAAAGGGAACCGUGCACGGCGGAGGACACAGGAGGAAUAUCUCUUGUUUUCACAAGGAUUUGUUCUCCUCUCUCCCGAAAAAAGACAGAUGCCAAACUGAGGGAGUAUAUUUAGAAUCCAAAGCUUGUCCCUACUGCCUACCAAUAAUGUAGACCAAGAUCAUUAAAAAAAAUGAGCAACUGCUGGGAGUUCUACUUUUCUUUGCUUGGAUAUUCUGAUCUACAGGGAGGCUGAACAUGAACCCCUUGUUCAGCUUGACAACCUGGGAUGCACUCUUUUACAGUAACCUGGCUGACACCAAGUCACUGCAUCGUACCAGCUAAAUAAGACUGUAAAGGAAGGUGAGUGGGAGGGGAAAAUAGCAACUUCCUCUGACAGACGAUCUAAAUAAAUAUCCUCCUCAGAGACCGAUGCAAACGUACACACUGACACAUGAGAUGAGUAGGCUCUCUGGCUCAACACUAUUAUAUAAGGUGUUUUCACACACACCAUCUUAGCUCCUGUUCUUUUCAUCAUCCUCCUGUUCCGUGGAUCUAACUUGAGUUUUUUUCAUGUUUCUUUUGGCUUCAUUUUUGGUACAAUCCAUCCUGGAGCCAUGGAUGGCAGAGGGUAACGCCAGGGGGUUGAGCGCUCAGGCCAGGCAAGGUCUUUUGGCUGUCCAGGGGCUUUUAAGAUGUUGAGGUCUCCCUGCGUGGCCGGGGCCCCUGUUCGGAUCAGUAGCACUGAGGCUCCUCGCGGCCAGAGACAUGGACCCCGAAUCGGCUCCCCCCCGCCCCUGCCCUCAGCCCGCCGGCCCCUGGCCCCAAGUCGCCCUGUGAAGGAUGUCCCUCAGCAGAGCUCCGGACCGGGACACCUCUGAGACCCCCAGCCAGACCCCCAGAGAACGCAUCCGCAGCCACAUGAAGAUGGUGAUCAACCAGCUGGACGGCAUUCUCAAAGAGCUCAAGGAUGUGGCCAAGGAACUCCGGGAGGUGGUGGGUCAGAUCGACAAGCUGACGUCAGACUUUGACUUUGACCUGGAGCCAGAUGACUGGACAGUGGCCACAGCGAGCAGCACGUCCAGCAGCGAGAGAGGCCUGGGAGAGGCCUUCAGGCUGGACUUCCUCAACCCUGACGUGCUUUCAGACAGCUGGGAGUUCUGCAGCUAUCUGGAGGCCUCCGUCGCUGCAGCAAACGCCGCCCACAAAGCAGGGCCAACGGUGCAGCCCAAAGAUGCAGGGCUGGAGCCGGGUGCGGGGCGUGGGUGCAUCCCCACACAGACCCAGACCCCGCCACCCACAACCGCCUCAGCCUACUCCCAAAUGAAUGGGGGGCUGCCCAUCCCUAACGGACCUCUCAUAGUCACCCCAGACUCAUCCAGCGCCAGCGAAGAGGCUUCCAGCUCCACACACAGCCACAAGACCUCCCGCACGUCCGGCACCAGAGAGAGAGUCCGCUUCAGUGACAAGAUCCUAUACCAUGCGUUGUGCUGUGAUGAUGACGAGGAGGAUGAAGAGGAGGGAGAUGAGGAGAAGGGCGGCUGUGCGACCCCAGACACUGAUGACAGUGAGCCCAGUCCUAGUCAAGCCGGCUCGCCCACACCACCGCUCUCCUCCUCAGAGCACUCCGUCCUCCAUAACUGUCUGGACCCUUCUUAUGUCUCGUUCCCAGUGAACGUGGCAGCGGGGACUCACACGCUGCCCAGAAAGGGUCUUCUCAAUCCCGCGAGCUGCCGGAAAAAACUGCUACGGAACAGCAGCACACAGACUGUUUCAGAUAAAAGCACCCAAACUGUACUGCCCUAUAUUCCAGCCAAACAGAAAACAAAGGACCACUGAGAAACAUUAACUUUACAACGACAGAACUAAUGAAAAAGGACUGUGUACUAUUUAAUAUUAAAUGCAUAGAUCAUAGAUUAAUACACAACUAAAUAAAUACAUAUGAAUUACUAAAUAAAUACAUGAUAUGGGAAAUGACUCACCUACCUAAAGUCAUUCUGAGGCUCAGGGAAACAAAGGAAAAAGGCAGUUCCUUAAGGCAGUAACAGAGAGAAAAGUGUUAUUGACGGACCAAAAGGCGAGUGCCUGCUAAUGUUAAGAAAUGGACCGGAUGGAAUCCUUAUUUAUAAUCAUUUGCAACACUUAUUGAGAUGACUCAAGCAAUCACUUUUCUAGGAAGUUGAAAUUGUUCUGAAAUCGGAAAGUAAGUGUGAAGAGGUCAUUUCCCUCCUCGUACACCAGUAUAAAUCACAAGAAAAUAUAUUGCUUGUUCUUUAAGAUGUGGUUAAAAAACACUGCACAUUCUGUACACUGAGAAUCUGUAUAAACAUUGUCUUUUUCAUCUUCCAA